Beta vulgaris subsp. vulgaris (sugar beet) is the source of this 962-nucleotide messenger RNA. RefSeq names its product germin-like protein subfamily T member 2. Gene Ontology annotation, molecular function: manganese ion binding. The coding region runs from base 134 to 775 and encodes 213 amino acids. NCBI's taxonomy places the organism in Eukaryota, Viridiplantae, Streptophyta, Magnoliopsida, Caryophyllales, Amaranthaceae. Gene Ontology annotation, cellular component: cell wall. The record is from RefSeq and is a predicted model, not a curated record. The transcript has a single exon.
UGGAUGCCUUUGACGAAGUCCUACGUUGAUGUACUAUAUAAACACCUUAGCUUGAUCUUAGUCUUAGAACACAAUAUCAAAACAAAAAUCUUAAUCUUAGAACAAUAUAAACAAACACACUCCUACUAUUUUCAUGGCUGCCCUAGUACUCUACCUUGUAGUGUUCUUGCUUGCUCCUUUCCUCUCCCAUGCUGCGGAUCCCGAUCCUUUGCUAGACUUUUGUGUAGCGGACCUUAAUGCGUCUCCCUCAUUCGCUAGUUUCCCUUGCAAACCAACCUCAAAUGUGACCUCUGAAGAUUUCUUCUUUGAUGGGCUUAUGAAUGAGGGCAAUACAUCAAAUUCAUUUGGAUCAAUGGUCACAUCCGGGAAUGUUCUCGCAUUUCCCGCCGUUAAUAUGCUCGGUAUUUCAAUGAAUCGGGUUGAUCUUUCCCCGAAUGGGUUGAACCCGCCUCAUUCCCACCCACGAGCAAGUGAGAGCGGUGUGGUGAUGAAGGGGAGAGUUCUAGUAGGGUUCGUAACCACCGGGAAUGUGUACUAUUCAAAGGUGUUGGUUCCAGGUCAGAUGUUUGUGAUCCCAAGGGGACUAGUUCAUUUUCAAAAGAAUGUUGGGGGAGAUAAGGCAGUUAUUAUUGCAGCUUUCAAUAGCCAGAAUCCAGGAGUAGUGAGAUUAUCCUCAACUUUGUUUGAUACAAACCCUUCAAUUCCGGAUGAUGUUCUAAGUCAAACUUUUCUAGUGGAUCGGAACACUGUCGAAGGAAUAAGAUCCAACUUUUGAUUACAAAGAAAAUACUACUAUGAAAAUUCCCUUUGUUUUUUUUUUUUACCUUAUUUGGUUAAUUUAAUAAUGUCGAAGUUGUAUGCAUUAUGCAUGUAUGAUGUAUGAAUAACAGGGCCGUCUCAUAAAAUUAGCCGCCUCUGAUGAAUAAAACAAUAAAUAAUAUGAAUUUUUUUAUUUAACUUUU